UAUAUAAGGGCAAGGAAAAGGCGAAAGAAAUCAGUCGAGUGAGCAUUUCCGAUAUAGCAAAAGCAACUGAAGUGCACCAUUUGUCACCAAUUGCAUUGCAUUCUUCGUCGAAUUGCUAGUUUAAAUCAUGGCAAACUAUGGCGUCGUGCUGCAAUUAUGACUUGUGUGUUGUAUCGUUGAUGGUUGGGUCGGCCACUGGUGUACCGAUGUCUCCUUGGUAUGGUGGCUAACAAAUCGAAACGUCGCCACCUUACUACACAACAUACGACACGACCAGUUGCUACACCGAGGUCCCCAAGUACUUCACCAAGGCUCCAGAUUAUUAUACAACAACUUAUGCUGCCCUGAGCUACUACACCGAAUCCCCGCAGUAUUAUUCUUACCCGAGCUACACUACCAAAGGGUCGAUUACUACACCGAUGUUCCGAAGUACUACACCAUGGCACCGGAGUACUGCAAAACUGCAUAUCAUGGAGAAAAGGCAAAAGAAAUCAGUCGAGUGGUCAUCUCCGACACGGCAACAGCAACUGCAGUGCCAAGUCCCAGUAUUACACCACAACUUAUGUUGCCCCGAGACUACACCAAAGCGCCUGACUACUGCACCGAGGAUCUAACUUGUCACACCACUGAAGCGCCCAAGUACUGCACUACAAGCUACGUUGAUCCAGCUUACACCACGAAGGCAUCAGAGUACUACACCACGAAGGCACCUGCACAUUACACCGAAGCUCCAGUUUUCUACAAUACCACGUACGCUGCUCCAGAGUACUACACUGAUGUUCUGAAGUACUACACCACUAAGGCAGCCGAAUAUUACACCUCGAACUACGAUUCCGUAAUUUUCUACAAUGAAGUUCCUUAUUACUAGUCACUUGGUAUAAACUGUUGAUCUUAAAUGAUAAAAUAAAAGUAUU
This is a messenger RNA of Daphnia pulicaria, 914 nucleotides long. RefSeq lists its product as uncharacterized. NCBI's taxonomy places the organism in Eukaryota, Metazoa, Arthropoda, Branchiopoda, Diplostraca, Daphniidae. The record is from RefSeq and is a predicted model, not a curated record. Bases 440 to 868 code for a protein of 142 amino acids. The transcript is spliced from 4 exons.